UCAAGAGUUAGAGGUAACUGAAGACAUACAGCAGCACACAGUUAGCACCUUUAGUCAGCUUCCAUCACUGACAGAGGACACGUUACUGUGACAUGGGGCCGCAUCGUGCUGUCUGUUUCAUAAUAGUUCUGUUGUAUUGCGUGCAAGCAGACGAAGGACAGGAAGUGGUUAAAGCAAGAGAGGGGGCUACAGUCACCCUAAAUACCACAGAAACCAGCUACAUGAGUAACACUCAGGUAGUUUGGACUUUUGGAGCUAAGAACCCAAAUGCGCGCAUCGCCAAUCUGAAGGAAAGGGAAGUAACGACUGACUAUGAUGAGCGUUUCAAAAACAGACUGAUGCUGUACAGUCAGACCGGAGCUCUGACCAUCACACAGCUCAGAGCCAGUGACUCUGGUGUUUACAUGUACCAGUCCAUUGGUGCCAACAUCAUCUCUCGGCAAUUCUACCUGACUGUCUACAGUCCUCUCCACUCUCUCUCCAUCAGUGUCAAUCAAUGUUUGAUCAACAGAAGUUGUAGUUCGCUCACACUGGAGUGCUUUGUGGAGAACAGCAGAGAUUUGACCCUGUCCUGGUACAGAGGGAGAGACAUACUGAAGAAGACGAGCAGUCCUGAUCUGUCCACCAAGCUGUCUCUUGCUCUGGAAAUAGAUUCCAAGGAUGGAGGUGGCUACAGCUGCGUGGCUGAAAACCCUGUUGAAGAAAAGGUCGUCAGACUCCAUGCUAAGGAUACAUGCCAAGACAGAGAGACCAGCAGCUGGUGUAAAGCUGAAAUAAUGGUACGACUGGUAUUCUUGGCUGUAUUUGGCCUGGCUUUGAUUGUUCUUGUGGUGGACUACAUCAGACUCAGAAGAUGCUCCAGACUGGGGUCCUGAGGACCAUCUCAUCACUUGCUUGACACAAAACGUGACAAAGAAAAGACAGAACUAAUAUUUACUGGAAACAAUCCAGAUAGUUCUUACGUGCACAAAUGUCAAAAGUUAUUUUAAAAGUUAAGAUGAUUUCCAUCAAAAACACAAAAAGCAAGAGACAGCUACAGUGCUUCAUGAACAGGUGCCAUGAGUGUGAGCAUGAGAAAACUUUAAUACUGUCCAGGGAAACAGUGCAAAAUUUAAAAUGUGUCAGACCAAAUACCCCGAUUAUAGUCAUAAAAGUCGAUAAAACAUUUAUAGUUUUUACUAAUACCAUGAAAAGACCCAAACCAAUCAUAUUUAUUGCCCCAAUCCGCCUCUUAAAAUAGUCCCUAACAAAUGCACUACCCUCUUCCUGUUAGAGCGAUGUUCCAAAAAAAGAAAAACUACUGACCAGCUGUUUCUUUCUCUUUUUUUGUGAUGUGUUUGAUGAUGUCAGUUUGAGUCUGCACAUGAGAAAUAUUGAACUGUAUAAUAACCGGACUGAUAUGACACCAUACAUUCUAGAAUUUGGUGACACUGGAAAUAUGAAAAUGAUAUUGCAUGAUGAAUGCUAUGGCUGGAAAGUUUUAAAGUUUUAAAUGUCCACAUGUUAAAAGUCUAAUGAAUUUGUUCUUGUUCCAUUUUGUCACCAAAUGUCACUGAAAUCUGUGGAGGAGACGAACAAAACAUACACAGCACUGAAAACAGAAAUAAUAUUAAUAUAAUAACCCAUGUUGAAGCUAAUUAUUGCUGCAGUUAAAGUAGCUUAUAACCAACCCAUGAUGCAAGUGACAAAAUGAAUGUACCAUAUAUGUAAGAUUUUGGUUUAUAUUGCAGCUUUUGGAAAAUGCAAAAUAAUACUUUUAUUAAUGAAUGUUAUUCACUGUUCACCAUUCACCAUGUUCAUAAAAUCAUGAGCUGUGUUAAAUUGUCUUGCUGGCAAGCAUUUUUUUUAAAUUCAUAAAAAAUAAAUGAAUGUUUUAUACAUAAAACAAUGAAUGAAUGUAUUAUACAUCAUAACUGAAUAAAUGUAUUAUGGUAAAAUGAUUAUAUACAAAUAAAGUAAGAUAAACAGUUCUCUAUUCAUUCCUUUAAGACAGUCUCUAUCCACUAAUCCACUGUAUCUACUUGAAACAGUUCUAAGAGAAACAGGUGCUGGCUUUGCCUCUAAUCGAUCUUUAACCCUUGAACAGUUUUUUUUUCAAAACUUUAAAAGGUAGAGUUAUAUAACGUGUUAAAUGUUAUGUU
This is a messenger RNA of Larimichthys crocea (large yellow croaker), 2141 nucleotides long. RefSeq lists its product as uncharacterized. The coding region runs from base 93 to 875 and encodes 260 amino acids. The transcript is spliced from 4 exons. Lineage: Eukaryota; Metazoa; Chordata; Actinopteri; Sciaenidae. The record is from RefSeq and is a predicted model, not a curated record.